This is a messenger RNA of Pieris brassicae (large cabbage white), 1396 nucleotides long. Its product is annotated as neural retina-specific leucine zipper protein-like. Gene Ontology annotation, molecular function: DNA-binding transcription factor activity, RNA polymerase II-specific; RNA polymerase II cis-regulatory region sequence-specific DNA binding. NCBI's taxonomy places the organism in Eukaryota, Metazoa, Arthropoda, Insecta, Lepidoptera, Pieridae. The record is from RefSeq and is a predicted model, not a curated record. Gene Ontology annotation, biological process: regulation of transcription by RNA polymerase II. The coding region runs from base 128 to 1033 and encodes 301 amino acids. Gene Ontology annotation, cellular component: nucleus. The transcript has a single exon.
UCCACGUUAUUAAGGCUGUAGAGUGUGCGCGCGUCGCACCACGUCAUUGGGCUACAGGGCGGAGUUUUCGCCGCCCUGCGUCGCGGCGGCAGUCCGUUUCCGGCCGACGCGCGUUCCGAACGCUUACAUGGUAGAACACGCGCCCGACGACUGUUCUCAGUCGAGCGCCAUGCAAACGGUCACUCCGCAAGCUCACCGCGAGGACGAAGACCAACUCGCUGAUGAAUACGUACAAAACUUUGAAUUAGACCAUCUUGAAGACCAUCAAUUAGUUAAGCGGGAACCCUUAAGAUCUGGUUGGCACGAUCUUGUGGACGCUUUGCCUGCUUGCGCUCGCGCCUGCCGCCAGUGGCCUGAUGCCGGACCUUACCCACAACCUCACGUCGCCAUCGCGGUAGAUCCCAGCACACCUCCAGAGACGCCACCGGCGCCCAUUGGCCGCAGUCCGUGUCGAGCACCUCCGGUAGAUGACGUGUUAUGGUUGCCGCACAUGAGAGAACCUCUCGAUAUGCGGACCGUACCUUGUGGCAAUUUUGAAGAAUGGGACCGCCGCGAGUGGCGUGGUCAGGAGCAUCAUUUGCAGCAGAUGGCAGUACGCCCCGCUAGUUCGUGCUCCGCUCUUUCCCCGCGAACGGGUCCGCUGCCCUCCUACCAACCAUCAUCUUGUGGAGACGACCUAUUAAGUGAUGAUUUACUGAUGACACUUAGCGUGCGAGAGCUGAAUAAGCGCCUUCAUGGAUUUCCCAGAGAAGACGUGACGCGAUUGAAACAAAAGCGACGAACGUUAAAAAACAGAGGGUACGCCCAGAACUGUCGCAGUAAGCGUCUCCAGCAACGGCAGGAGCUAGAACUGACAAACCGGUCCCUUCAGGAUGAGUUGCACCGGCUACAGCUGCAGGUGGCAAGGAUGACGCACGAACGUGACGUGUUGAAGCAGAGGCUAGCACUGUUGGGUUGCGAGCACGCUGUACCGCAAGCGGGUCACGCACCACCCACACCACACUCCUCACCGGAAUUCUUCUCGGAGCUGUGACGGCAGGGCGCGGCGCCGCGGCCCACCGGGGCCUCCGCCGCCUGCGCCUGGCAGCGCUACUGACUUCAUUGCGGACUGCUCGUGCUUUUGUUAAGUUUGAAGUUGAUAAUCGGUUCCAGUUUUAUAGUUUUUUUAUUAAUGGUGAAACGACCUAGCCGACGGAUCGAUAGAGGUGGCUGUUACACCGUGUUAAAGAGAUGUAUGGUUGUGUCGUAAUUUAUGCAUAGCUUCGUUAAAAUAUAAAUUUAUGUAAUAUAAAUUAUCUGAUUGACUCGACAACCAAAUGGUCAGAUACGAGAUGAUUGUAAAUAGACAUUAUACCUACUUAAUAAUGAUAAACUAUCUAUAGGAAUUUCUGUUUUC